AUGGAGCGCCGCACCACUCGUUCCUCUGCGCGCCAAGCCGCAUUGCUUGCCACAAACGCGCAAUCUACACUAAAACUAGCUGCUCAGGAAAACUCUAGCAAUGGCACUCCAAAAGUCCCGGUCACCGUGCCAAAGAAACGAGCAGCGGCCCAGAAAAAAGCCACCGAGAAAACCAAACAACCUGCUGCCAAACAACGCAAGACAGUUAAAACUAAACCCGCCACGCCCACUCCAAAGGCAGACCCAGCCAACGAGCUUCCCCACAACCUCGGUGCAGCCAUCACAGUGAUACAACCGACCGCUGCAGGAGCAGGAAACUCAGACGCCCGCUCUAGAACCGCAAAAGCGAAAACCACACCGCUAAAGACCGAAACUAGUCCUAAGAAAGUCAAAGCAGAGAUCCAGGACACAGUCGACAAAGCCACAGUUACACUGGCUGAGAAUGCAUCACCGAAGAAGGUCACCAAGAAGAAGACGAAUCUGUACGGCCUUACACCUGGCGUCAGUCCCUUCCCGGAUUGGGUCCAUCCCACCCCGCAGGAAUGUGAAGACGUCAAUCGUCUGCUUUCCACCGUGCAUGGGGAUAUCGUCGCACCGACGACUAUCCCGGAGCCCUCACUCACCGUGACGGGCUGUGGCGAGGUCCCGUCGGUCUUGGACGCGCUGAUCCGUACCUUACUGAGCGGGGCUACUACGGGGAAUAACUCGGCUAGGGCAUUUAGUGGGCUGGUGCAGCGGUUUGGGAUCUUGGAGGAUGGAAUCGGUAAGGGGAGCGUGAAUUGGGAUGCGGUACGGCAGGCCUCGCUGAAGGAUGUGUUUGAUGCCAUCAAGAGCGGCGGGCUGGCUGAUGUCAAGAGUAAGAAUCUCAAAGCCAUCCUGGAUAUGGUGCAUGAGGAGAAUCAGGAACGCAGAGAUACCCUCAUGAAGGCGGAGAAGAAGGAGAAUGAAAAGCCAGAUGGCGAUAGUGAUGGACCCGCAGCCGGUCUACCGACCAAGGACAACGGCAAAAAACAGUACGAGAUUGCAUGUGCCGAUCAGAACGUCCUCUCCCUGAACCACCUGCAUAACUUGAGCACGGAACAGGCGAUGGUGGAGAUGGUGAAAUACCCCGGCAUCGGUCCCAAAACCGCCGCCUGCGUGCUUCUCUUCUGUCUCCAGCGGCCCUGCUUCGCCGUGGACACGCACAUCUUUCGCAUCUGCAAGUGGCUCAAUUGGGUGCCUCCGACUAAGGCGUCGGAAGUCACGGCGUUCAGCCACUUGGAGGUGCGCAUUCCGGAUCAUCUCAAAUACUCGCUUCAUCAGCUGCUCAUUCGUCAUGGGAAGACUUGUCCGCGCUGUCGCGCCAUCACCGGGCAGUCUUCGGCGGGGUGGAAGGAAGGAUGCGUGAUUGAUCAUCUUGUUACAAGGACGGGGAAGAGGAAGGGAGCUCCGGUCGACUCGUCUACUGCGAGCAAAAAGAAAAGGGCUAGUCGCAAGGCUCAUUCAGAGACGGAUGAAUCGCAAUCUGAAUCUGAACUGAGUGAGCUCGAGACCUCAGAUUCUUCGGAAUAG
This is a messenger RNA of Aspergillus affinis, 1551 nucleotides long. Its product is annotated as endonuclease III domain-containing protein. The transcript has a single exon. Bases 1 to 1551 code for a protein of 516 amino acids. Gene Ontology annotation, biological process: base-excision repair. NCBI's taxonomy places the organism in Eukaryota, Fungi, Ascomycota, Eurotiomycetes, Eurotiales, Aspergillaceae. Gene Ontology annotation, molecular function: catalytic activity. The record is from RefSeq and is a predicted model, not a curated record.